Molecule: messenger RNA, 1740 nt
Organism: Torulaspora globosa
Lineage: Eukaryota; Fungi; Ascomycota; Saccharomycetes; Saccharomycetales; Saccharomycetaceae
Gene: XKS1
Product: xylulokinase
Exons: 1
Coding region: 1-1740 (579 amino acids)
Biological process (GO): xylulose metabolic process; D-xylose metabolic process
Cellular component (GO): cytosol
Molecular function (GO): D-xylulokinase activity
Source: RefSeq, a predicted model, not a curated record
AUGACGGCCUCCGAAGAAUCUUAUUACCUGGGGUUUGAUCUAUCUACGCAACAACUGAAAUGUCUGGCCAUCAAUGGUUCUUUGAAGAUCGUUCACGCUGAAACUGUCGACUUUGACAGGGACUUUCCCCAGUACAAGACCAAGAAAGGUGUUUACAUCUCUGGCGAUGUAGUUGAAUGUCCUGUCGGUAUGUGGGUUGAAGCCAUCGAUUUAAUAUUUGAAAAGUUCACCAGAUCUUCGUUCGACCUCAGCAAGGUGAAGGCUAUCUCUGGUUCUUGCCAGCAGCACGGUUCUGUUUACUGGUCGAGCGCUGCUGAAGGUCUGUUGAGCUCUCUGGAUUCGGCCAAGGGUUCGUUAUUUGACCAGUUGGUCCCUGGAGCCUUCUCGAGGGAGACUGCGCCUAAUUGGCAAGAUCACAGUACUGGGAAGCAGUGCAAAGAGUUUGAAGAGGCGGUAGGUGGUCCGCAAAGCUUGGCCAAACUGACUGGUUCGAGAGCUCAUUUCAGAUUUACGGGCAGCCAGAUCCUCAAGAUAGCCGAGGAAGAACCGGAAGUCUACCAGAAAACUGAAGCCAUCUCCCUGGUGUCCAGCUUUGUUGCCUCUGUACUCAGCGGCUCGCUCACUGCCCUAGAGGAGGCAGAUGCCUGUGGGAUGAAUCUCUAUGAUGUAGCACAGAGGCAAUUUGACGAUAAGCUACUGGGAUUGAUCGAUCAGAAUAAGACCAAUAUUGAGAAAAAGCUGUUGGCUCCGUGCACCAAAUGUGACGAACCGGUUCGCUUGUCGUCGAUCUCUUCAUAUUUCGUUGCAAAAUAUGGCUUUGACGCAACUUGUUCGAUAUUCCCAUUUACCGGAGACAAUCUGGCCACGAUUUGCUCGCUGCCAUUGAAGGAGAAUGACGUGCUGGUCUCGCUGGGUACCAGUACCACCAUUCUUCUCGUCACAGACCAAUAUCACCCCUCUGCAGAUUACCACUUAUUCAUCCAUCCAACGAUUCCCAAGAGCUACAUGGGGAUGAUCUGCUACUGCAACGGCUCGCUAGCUCGCGAGGAGAUACGGAACCAGCUGAAUGGAGAGGGUGAAACGGGCGACUGGACGCGUUUCAACGAAGCUGUGAGUGAUGACAAUCUUGCAAACGAAGAUGAGAUUGGCGUCUACUUUCCAUUAGGUGAAAUUGUCCCCAGCGUGGAUGCGACAUACAAGAGAGCCAAGUUCGAUGUCAAGUCUGGCGAGAUCAAGACGUUCGUUGACUCUUAUGCUAAUUUAAGGCACGAUGCCAAAAACAUCGUAGAAUCGCAGGCACUAAGCUGCCGAGUGCGCAUAUCACCGCUUCUUUCCUCAACCGUUAGCUCUUUGAACAACAAGAACAAGGGCGUCAAAGUCAAAUUCGAUUACGAUACGUUCCCUUUAAACGAGUAUCUCACCAAGAGACCUAGGAAGGCUUUCUUUGUCGGUGGUGCUUCCAAGAACAAUGCCAUAGUCAAGAAAUUCGCCCAAGUGCUGGGAGCGACAGAGGGAAACUACAGACUAGAGACCCCAAAUUCCUGCGCUCUAGGCGGGUGCUACAAAGCAUUGUGGUCAGAUCUGUUCUAUUCAAAACAGACACAGCUGCGCUACGACCAAUUUCUUGACCACAAGUUCCCAUGGCACGAUCUCGAAUACGUGUGCGACUCGGACGACAAGGCAUGGCAGGCUUACAACAACAAGAUUGUGCCAUUGAGCAGACUGGAAGCUUCUCUGUAA